Messenger RNA from Polychytrium aggregatum, 732 nucleotides. RefSeq lists its product as uncharacterized. The coding region runs from base 19 to 732 and encodes 237 amino acids. The record is from RefSeq and is a predicted model, not a curated record. Gene Ontology annotation, molecular function: protein binding. NCBI's taxonomy places the organism in Eukaryota, Fungi, Chytridiomycota, Chytridiomycetes, Polychytriales. The transcript is spliced from 2 exons.
UAUGUUUGCGAAACACACAUGCUCGUCGCGCCAGCGGGUUCUUUGCGGUUGCCAACCUGCGCGCUCGCCGCCAAACAUAUCCUGUACAGAGUUGUUCCAGAAAUAGCGGGGGAGUGCCCAUUAUGCUCUGGCAUCGGCGGCCUGAAGCCUGCUGAACUUCCACUGGCUUCGGUGGAGGAAGCUGUGCGAUUGUGUCCGGUCUUUGUUGGCGAUCGUUUUGAUUUUGUUGGUUUGGGAAGCAUGGUCUUGAAUACACCCGGCCGGUCUCCUGUGGCGACGAUCGACGGGCAUACCGAGACCAUGGACAUUGCAGCCCUCGCUGGAGAUCUUGAUGCCUGCGCCGAAGUUGCUCGCAUCGUCGCUCGCGAUAAAGCUGCUGACAAUGCCGUCAUGGACCAAGUGACCGAGCUGCUUCAGUGGGCUGCCCCCUCAAUCAUCGAGAUGUUCUCGGGCGAGAUGAACGUGGAGCUAUGCUGGACCAUCACUUGCGUUCGCUCCACCACUAACCCCACGGUCGACUCAGUCUGGACAGACGCAGCCAAAUACUUCCAGGCUGUAUCCGAGGCGAGGAGCGUUGAGGCCAACUUUUACCUCGGCUGGAUGCACCUCCUCGGACUUGGCGUCCAGAAGAAGGAUAUUGAUGCACUUCACUACUGGGAUGAGGUCAGCCUCAAAUCGACCGACCCCGUCUUGAAAUCCAUUGUCACGCAUAUGCUCGGCUGGAUGUAUUGA